AAAUAGCGGAAAACUAUAAUUUUUUUUGACUUUUUGAGAAAUUCAUAAGAAUAAUAGAAGAAGAGCGAAAAAGGAACAACCUUGGUGAAAUUGCGGAUUUCGCAAAUUCAAAAGUGUAAUAAAGAUAAACAGAGCAAAAACCAUUAAUGGCUUUCAUCGAUACCAACAAUAAGACAGGACACAACCAUCUUCGUCUCCUGCCGUCUUAAUUUCGUAUCUUGGUAAUCUGCGUUUCCUCUUCCCCGCAGCCUCGAUUUUUUUCUUCAAUCUCUUCUUGUGAAUCUGAAGCAAAACCUCCACAUCUCGAACGCCACCGCCAAGAAAAUUUCGCCCGGUGUAAAAUUUCAAAGUAUUGUGAAGAAUCAAGGUGCCUGAGAUAACACGAAAAUGGGCUGGGGGAAAGAGAGAUGCUGGCAAUUUUCAGCUGACUGGGAAUGAAACUAGUCUCCAUAGUUCACAAUUGCAACCAGACCAAGUGGCUGCUAAGUUUUGUGAGAAGAACUAAGAUCUAGAGGAGAGAGGAUUUUACUCGAUUGGUAAUAGAAAUAAAGAGAGUUUUGAGGUAGGUUUUUGACUAUCCAUGGCUCCUGGUGGCAGUGCUUUGAAAGAAGCCCUAGAAUCUAACUCGACAGGCUUAGACUAUGAGGUUAAGAUGGCUAAAGUGGAGGCCAAUAGCAAACCAGCAAAAUCAGGUAGUGGCUCCAUUGGAAAAUAUGGGAUCCAUUCGAGCAACGGUGUUUAUGAGCUCCUCGAAUGUCUGGUUUGUACAAAUCUGAUGUAUCCUCCAAUCCAUCAGUGCCCUAACGGCCACACACUGUGCUCAAGCUGCAAGCUGAGAGUGCAGAACACGUGCCCUACAUGCCGUUACGAGCUUGGCAACAUAAGAUGCUUGGCUCUUGAGAAGGUUGCGGAAUCACUGGAAGUUCCAUGCCGGUACCAAAGCUUAGGGUGUCAUGACAUUUUUCCAUACUACAGCAAGCUCAAGCACGAGCAGCAUUGCAGGUUUCGAUCCUACAACUGUCCGUACGCUGGCUCUGAGUGUUCGGUGACGGGUGAUAUCCCAACCCUUGUUGACCAUCUCAAAGAUGAUCAUAAAGUCGAUAUGCAUGAUGGUUGCACCUUCAACCACCGUUAUGUGAAGUCAAACCCUCACGAGGUUGAGAAUGCUACAUGGAUGCUUACGGUCUUCAACUGUUUUGGAAGACAAUUCUGCUUACAUUUUGAGGCGUUUCAGCUGGGGAUGGCACCGGUGUACAUGGCGUUUCUACGGUUCAUGGGAGACGAGAACGAGGCGAAGAAGUUUAGCUACAGCUUGGAAGUUGGAGCUCACAGCCGUAAACUGACAUGGCAAGGGAUUCCGAGAAGCAUCAGAGACAGUCACAGGAAAGUCCGUGACAGUCAGGACGGGCUCAUCAUCCCUAGAAACCUGGCUUUGUACUUCUCCGGCAGUGACAAAGAAGAGCUCAAGUUGCGAGUCACCGGACGGAUUUGGAAAGAAGAAUAGCUGAUUGAUAAUGAUAAUGAUGAUUCAUGAUAUGCCAAAGCAAAAUGGGAAAUAAGAAGAGAAGAAAGAGAUAAGCUCUGUUGAUUGAGAUUGAAAAACGGAUGAUGUACAUAGCAGCAGUCUUGAGAGCUCUUCUUCAUCAUGUGUGACAAAUUUUCUGGGGUUUUAUUCAACUGUUUUUUGUUCAGUUAGCUAUGAGAUUAUUAUCUCCCAUGAUCGGGUUGAUAUAUUCUGCUGUUUGCAAUAUUACAAACUCUUGUCUUGUAAUUUUCCUGAUUUGUUGGAAAAAAAUAAAGAGACAAAGAAGAUCGAGUUUUUUUUUCUUCUUUAGGUUCUGUUCUUUGGAUCAUAAUUGUUUUCAAUCUUGUUUUAUCACA
Messenger RNA from Thlaspi arvense, 1881 nucleotides. Lineage: Eukaryota; Viridiplantae; Streptophyta; Magnoliopsida; Brassicales; Brassicaceae. The record is from the annotation of a GenBank genome assembly.